Colletotrichum lupini is the source of this 990-nucleotide messenger RNA. RefSeq names its product ribosomal protein S2. The record is from RefSeq and is a predicted model, not a curated record. The transcript has 4 exons. NCBI's taxonomy places the organism in Eukaryota, Fungi, Ascomycota, Sordariomycetes, Glomerellales, Glomerellaceae. Gene Ontology annotation, molecular function: structural constituent of ribosome. The coding region runs from base 1 to 990 and encodes 329 amino acids. Gene Ontology annotation, biological process: ribosomal small subunit assembly; cytoplasmic translation. Gene Ontology annotation, cellular component: ribosome; cytosolic small ribosomal subunit; 90S preribosome.
AUGGCGUCCGGCCCGUUCGAUCGCGAAAUCUUGACUUUCUUCCUUUUCCGCACCACCACCGUUCGACACCGUCUCCCCGUGGAAGAAAGACCGAAAUCGCCCAAGAUGGCUCCCGCUAACCUCCCCUCGAUCUUCAAUGCCACUUCCCAGGACAUUGAGAUGCUGCUUGCAGCUCAAGCCCACCUGGGAAGCAAGAACCUCCAGGUUCACAUGGAGCCCUACCUGUGGAAGACCCGUGCCGACGGUGUCAACGUGAUCAACGUUGGCAAGACCUGGGAGAAGAUUGUCCUCGCCGCCCGCAUCAUCGCCGCCGUCGACAACCCAGCUGACAUUUGCGUCAUCUCUGCCCGUCCCUACGGUCAGCGUGCCGUCCUCAAGUUCGCCGCCCACACCGGCGCCGUCGCCAUUGCCGGUCGCUUCACCCCCGGUUCCUUCACCAACUACAUCACCCGCUCUUUCAAGGAGCCCCGCCUCAUCAUCGUCACCGACCCCCGUACCGAUGCCCAGGCCAUCAAGGAGGCUUCCUACGUCAACAUCCCCGUCAUCGCCCUCUGCGACACCGACUCCCCCACCGAGUACGUCGACGUUGCCAUCCCCACCAACAACAAGGGUCGUCACUCCAUCGGUCUCGUCUGGUGGAUGCUCGCCCGUGAGGUCCUCCGCCUCCGCGGCACCAUCUACAACCGCGAGACCCCCUGGGACACCAUGGUCGAUCUGUACUUCUACCGCGACCCCGAGGCUGAGGCCGAGGAGAAGGUCGAGGAGGAGAAGCUCCCCGGCGUUGAGGAGGAGGGCGUUGCCGCCAUUGAGUCCGGCUUCCCCGCCACCGGCGACUGGGACGCCCAGGCUCCCGGCUUCACCGGUGCUCAGGCUGGUGCCAACUGGGACGGUGCUGGUGAUGAGUGGGCUGCCGCUGGCGCCGCUCCCACCGGUGACUGGGCCGCUGCCGGCGACGCUGCCGCUGCUGCCCCCAAGGAGUCUUCCUGGUAA